Messenger RNA from Triplophysa dalaica, 4681 nucleotides. It is a transcript of the gene adcy2a, whose product is annotated as adenylate cyclase 2a. The record is from RefSeq and is a predicted model, not a curated record. Gene Ontology annotation, cellular component: plasma membrane. Gene Ontology annotation, molecular function: adenylate cyclase activity. The transcript has 26 exons. Gene Ontology annotation, biological process: cAMP biosynthetic process; adenylate cyclase-activating G protein-coupled receptor signaling pathway; intracellular signal transduction. The coding region runs from base 977 to 4417 and encodes 1146 amino acids. NCBI's taxonomy places the organism in Eukaryota, Metazoa, Chordata, Actinopteri, Cypriniformes, Nemacheilidae.
GUUUGCGGACCGGUUCCUGGAGGCUGCUGAGAAGGUGAUCUUUGGGGAGGCGGCGGCACCUCAGGGAUCCUCUUUUGCCAGCGGGAUGAGGAGGCUGAGACUGCUGGACUUCAAUGGCGUGAUUAUGUUCGCCAUGAACCGCCGCAGUUCAGGGUCUCAGUCCAUCGUAAUCUCCCAUCUCCAUUGACUGCGAUCCCUGAGGGCCUCGCAAUGCAGAUCGGGGUCUUGGGCACCGCCACACCAUCCGUCUCACCCCCUGUAAUCUUCCCACCACCAGCCAAGGAGUAUGCAACCACUUCCCGGUGGCUUUGCACCUCCAACCCCGAGUGGUGGAAGGCGAUCGCCUCCCAGUCCCACGCUGGAGGAGGCCCAUUACCUGCUCAGCGCCCCUUGCUGGACUUCGCCCGGGAUGUCGAGGCCAGGAAGGCGUCCGUUCCAGGGGUAAUGGACCGGCCUUCCUGUUGUCCUGGAUGGACAACCCUCCACCUUUUCCGAAGCGGGAGGAGAUGGUUUAUCAGCCGUUCUGUCAGUUGGUGGAACGGCUGCAGCUUUGAGAGGAGCUAGUUAAGGCUCCUCUCCCAGUUGCCAUCCGGUCUCCUCUCGUUCCGGUCUGAUGUCCGUCCCGGAGCACUGCGUCCUGGGCACGAUCACACAGGGUACCUCAGCACCUUCCGUCUCACCCCCUGCUUCCUCUCCCUCACCAGCCAGCCUUCGUGGCAAGCAAGGGAGCAACAUUAACGAGGGGAGAUUGCAAGCGACGUGGACGGGCAGGUGACAAAAAUCAAUCCUAAUGGGAAACUGGCGGGAAGAUGAUGGGACAGGUGAAAGAGAUGAACACUAAUGGGAGCUGACGGAGAUACAAGGGGGCUGGCUUAAAGACGCGACGACGGAGAGAGAGCAUGGCAUUAUAGAACCAAAACAUGCCAUGUCCUUUUUCCAUAUGAAACACUCUGCACUUCAACAUGUUGCCUGAGCGAUGCUGCGCUCCACAGUGGAAGCCCUCCUGCCGGCGUACCGGCCGCGCGCCACAGCCCGAGCACCAGUUCUCCAUCUGAAGGACCUGCACGAGGACCCUCACAAACCCCAGCUGACGCCCACCAUACAGGAGGAGUGCUCCGGCUCCAUGUGGAGGGAGGCCAUGCGUAAGAGGACCUACCUGCUGGAGAGGAGCUCCCGGGCAGGAGAAUGCGCUGGUGGCGGGAGACAGAGGUCCCCGGACUGGCUUUACGAGUCGUACUAUUGUAUGAGCCAGCAGCAUCCGCUUAUAGUGUUUCUGCUUCUUAUUGUGAUGGGCGCCUGCCUGGCUCUGCUGGCCGUCUUCUUCGCCUCUGGACUGGAUAUCGAGGAUCACGUCGCCUUCGUAAUCACCGUCCCCACCGCGCUGGCUAUUUUCCUCACAAUCUUCGUCCUGGUUUGCAUCGAGUCCAUCUUCAAGAAGCUGCUCCGGGUUUUCUCCCUGGUGAUCUGGGCCUGUCUGGUUACCAUGGGUUACCUCUUUAUGUUUUUCGGAGGCAUCAUCUGUCCCUGGGAUCAGGUGUCUUUCUUCUUGUUCAUCAUCUUUGUGGUUUACACCAUGCUUUCCUUCUCCAUGAGGGAUGCCAUCAUAGCCAGCGUACUCACCGCGUCUUCUCAUACAGUUGUCCUCAGUGUCUGUCUCUCCUCUGCGACCGACCAUGUGGAGCCCCUAGUAUGGCAGAUCCUGGCAAACAUCAUCAUUUUCAUAUGUGGGAACCUGGCAGGAGCGUAUCAUAAACAUCUGAUGGAGCUGGCGCUAAAGCAGACGUAUCAGGACACCUGCAACUGUAUCAAAUCACCCAUCAAGCUGGAGUUUGAGAAGCGGCAGCAGGAACGUCUGCUACUCUCUCUGCUUCCCGCGCACAUCGCUCGAGUCAUGAAAGCUGAAAUCAUACAGAGGCUUCAGGGGCCAAAGUUUGGACAAGUGGAAAACACCAACAACUUCCAUAAUUUAUAUGUGCAACGUCACACCAACGUCAGCAUUUUGUAUGCUGAUAUUGUUGGAUUUACUCGAUUGGCCACCGAUUGCUCACCCGGAGAGCUGGUCCAUAUGUUGAAUGAACUGUUUGGCAAAUUUGAUCAGAUUGCCAAGGAAAAUGAAUGCAUGAGAAUUAAAAUACUUGGGGACUGCUAUUACUGUGUAUCUGGCCUCCCAGAGUCCUUGCCAAACCAUGCCAAAAACUGUGUGAAGAUGGGCCUAGACAUGUGUGAAGCUAUUAAGAAAGUACGAGACGCCACAGGUGUGGAUAUAAACAUGCGAGUGGGUGUUCACUCCGGGAAUGUUCUCUGCGGUGUGAUUGGCCUCCAGAAAUGGCAGUAUGAUGUAUGGUCGCAUGAUGUGACUUUAGCCAAUCACAUGGAAGCUGGAGGUGUACCUGGGCGAGUCCACAUCACCUCAGAAACACUUGAGCACUUGAACGGAUCAUAUAAAGUUGAAGAUGGAAAUGGCCAGGAACGGGAUCCUUAUCUAAAGGAGCAUGGAGUUAUAACCCACUUGGUGAUCAACCCGAAGGCUGAAAGGAAGAGUCCUCAACAUUACAACAGACCCAGACACACCAUGUAUGGAGCUAAGAUGAGAGCUUCAGUGAGGAUGACCAGAUACCUGGAGUCCUGGGGUGCAGCCAAACCCUUCGCUAACCUUCACCAUCGAGACAGCAUGACCAAUGAGAACGGCAAGAUCAACACUGCUGAUGUCCCUAUGGGCCAGUACCACUUUCAAAGACGUUCGGAGAGAACCAAAUCUCAGAAGAAACGUUUCGAGGAGGAGCUCAACGAGAGGAUGAUCCGAACUAUUGAUGGCAUCAAUUCUCAAAAACAGUGGCUCAAAUCAGAGGACAUUCAAAGAAUAUCAUUGUUUUUCCACAACAAAGCAUUGGAAAAAGAGUAUAGAGCCAUGACACUGCCAGCCUUCAAAUAUUACAUCACAUGUGCCUGCCUCAUAUUCUUCUGCAUCUUCAUCGUGCAGAUCCUGGUCCUGCCCAAAACUGCAGUUUUGGGAAUAUCAUUCGGAAUGUCCUUUCUAAUGUUGUCUCUGAUUCUGCUCAUUUGCUUCAUUGGUCAUUUCCUGCACUGCAAUAAGACAGCCUCCGCAUCUUGGCUGUGGCUCCUCCGAUCAUCAGGAAUCAUCGCCAACAAGCCCUGGCCACGCAUCACCCUCACCAUGGCAACCACAGCCCUCAUCCUGGUCAUGGCUGUCUUCAAUAUGUUCUUUGUCGAAGAGAACCUGCCCCCCACAGAUGCAGUUUACAAUAAAUCAAACGAGACGUUUCUACACCCUGAUGGACAUCCCAUAUCUUACCAGGACAAGAACACCUUCUACCUUCCCUAUUUCAUCUACAGCUGUAUCCUGGGUCUGAUCUCCUGCUCUGUGUUUCUGAGGAUCAACUAUGAGCUGAAGAUGCUCAUCAUGUUAACUGCAGUGGUGCUCUACAAUGUCAUCAUACUUCAAACACACGCGUCCCUGCUGGACGAGUACAGCGAAUUCCUUUACAAAACAGAAGUCAUGGAGAGGCCAGGAGUUCUGAAAGACUUGAAAACGAUGGGCUCAAUCUCUCUCUUCAUAUUCUUUGUCACUCUGCUUGUUCUAGCCAGACAGAAUGAAUAUUACUGUAGGUUGGAUUUCCUGUGGAAGAACAAGUUCAAGAAGGAGUGUGAGGAGAUCGAGACCAUGGAGAACCUCAACCGCGUCCUGCUGGAGAACGUUCUGCCCGCUCACGUCGCAGAGCACUUCCUGGCCAGAAACUGGAAAAAUGAGGAUCUGUACCAUCAGUCAUAUGACCUGGUGUGUGUGAUGUUCGCUUCCAUUCCGGACUUCAAAGAGUUUUACACAGAAUCAGACGUCAACAAGGAGGGUCUGGAGUGCCUUAGACUCCUCAAUGAGAUCAUUGCAGACUUUGAUGAGUUGCUCUCGAAGCCAAAGUUCAGCGGAGUGGAGAAAAUAAAGACGAUUGGAAGCACAUAUAUGGCAGCUACUGGACUCAAUGCCUCACCGGGGCCCGAGUAUACACAGGAGCAUGACAGACAGUACAUGCACAUCGGCACUAUGGUGGAGUUUGCCUUUGCUCUGGUGGGGAAGCUGGAUGUCAUUAAUAAACAUUCCUUCAACGACUUCAAACUCAGAGUGGGUAUAAAUCACGGGCCUGUGAUCGCCGGAGUGAUCGGUGCUCAGAAGCCCCAGUAUGACAUCUGGGGUAACACGGUGAACGUAGCCAGCAGAAUGGACAGCACAGGCGUGCUGGGAAAAAUACAGGUGACAGAGGAGACGAGUCGUAUCUUGCAGACGUUAGGCUACAUGUGCACGUGCAGAGGAGUUAUAAAUGUGAAAGGGAAGGGAGAGCUGAUAACAUACUUCAUCCACAAUGAGAUGAGCCGCUCUUUAUCGCAGGGGAAUGUUAUGCCAUGAAUCACGACAACAGAUGCGGAUCGAGCUGAAGACGAUGUUAAAGAGAGACAUUUGUAAAUAAAUGCGCCUAGUCUUUAGAUGCACGCGAUUUUGGGUGUGAUACCAUUUCUACCGUAUCUUAUAGGCAGGGUUCGUGCACAGGGUACUGUAUGGUAGCAAUUAUUUUGUAAGAAAAUCAAAUAUAACAAAAAAGUGUUUUGAUGUUUUAAUGCCAUUGUUUUUUCUUUUUGUAAAAACUUCAUUAAACUUUUUAUGUAAUUUCUC